AUGGUGGACGUCGCUACGGAUGAGGGAAUGGCCUCAGCCUUGUCAGAGGCAGAACAGCAAGUCCCAGGAAGGUAUUCUAGCCCAAUUGAGACUCAGAGCUUUAUUACCAUGUUCUCGUACGGUGUACUUAAACAGGAGCUAGGACGGGGCAUAUCGAACCCUAUCAAGGACCGUGUUUCUCAAGAGACUUUCUCCCCUAUCAACCGAACAUUAUCUUCAAUCUAG
This is a messenger RNA of Nannizzia gypsea CBS 118893, 225 nucleotides long. RefSeq lists its product as hypothetical. Lineage: Eukaryota; Fungi; Ascomycota; Eurotiomycetes; Onygenales; Arthrodermataceae. The record is from RefSeq and is a predicted model, not a curated record. The coding region runs from base 1 to 225 and encodes 74 amino acids. The transcript is spliced from 3 exons.